Molecule: messenger RNA, 1540 nt
Organism: Anarrhichthys ocellatus (wolf-eel)
Lineage: Eukaryota; Metazoa; Chordata; Actinopteri; Perciformes; Anarhichadidae
Product: melanoregulin
Exons: 5
Coding region: 243-941 (232 amino acids)
Biological process (GO): melanocyte differentiation; melanosome transport
Cellular component (GO): melanosome
Source: RefSeq, a predicted model, not a curated record
UGUAAUUGACAGACGGCUCUCAUUCAGGCCAGGCUGGGCACAUGGGGAAGGAGGACGGACACAGCAAGUUAAGAUCUUGCCUGGGUUUUUAUUCUUCGAUACUUGCAAAUGAGGACAUUUCAGGUUGGACAUAUUUUGAUUUUGCGAGGAUUGUAGAGGAAUUCUGUGGGACGAGGCGUGAUUGUUUUCGGAUUUUUAUCAGGGAGCAUAUAUUUUGAUUGUUGCACUUUUGGAAAAGGCCAAUGGGAGCCAAGUUCACCAUCUGCUGCUGUCAGUACUAUCUGAAACACAACAGCAAGGAGAAGAAUGCUAUUUUGCGUAUGCGCACCACCACAGCUUCCAGACAGCCAGUGUUAUCCAGUGAGUCCGGCGACAGCGGCACUGAAGAGGAGAGCCUUUUUGGCCCACGGCCUUCGAGGAGGCGCACUGAGGAUCCGUGGGCCAACACAAACAGACCCUGUGACUCUCCCAUCAGGAGAGGAUCGGACAGAGAGUUACAGGCUUUUAUCAGCAUGAGAGACCAGGCUGACAAGGCUACAGAGGAAUGGGAGAAGCUGAACUAUGACAUACACUCGUUACGCUACGCCAGACGAGAAGUCAGAUCUCGAUGGAAGAAAAUCCUGCUGCAGCUAGGUUAUCAGUGUGAGGUGGAUGCCUUGCUGUGUGUGAACAAACAGAGCCGGUUCAGUCGAGAUCUGGACCAACUUAACAAAGCGAACGAACUGUUGAAACAGCUGCUGGACCGCACCUCUCUGUUUCCUUCAGAAACUGAACACCAGAGCAAAUACCUCUGUGUCAUGGACCGCCUGGUGUCACUGGACAGUGCUGAGGACUUUGUCCGACUGGCUAAAGAAAAAUAUCCCAAGCAAAGCAGGCUGAGAGACAGUGACAGAAAAAAAGAUGAAUUGAAAGCUGGGAGAGAGGGUGAAGAAAAAUGUUAAAAUGUUGAAACACUUUUUUUUUUUUUUUUACUACUCUCUAACAUUCAUUGAUUUGUAGGAAAAUGUAAUUCUAAUGCCAAAUUAAACCUUCUCUUUGAUGUGUCCUGUUGAUUGAACUAUUCCACUGUGUUUUGGUUAUUUGGACCAUUACAAUUCAUAAUGCUGUAUAAAGAUAACGUGUUUUUAAUUCAUACAUUAUCUUUUUAAAGUAGAAGUUUCACUCUUCCAGCAUUUCUGUUGCACUGGUGCGCUGCUGCUCAGCUGGGGAGGAUUGCCUAACGAAUAAGCAAUAUGGUUAAAACCUAUACUGUUUUUGGCUCAGUCCAGCACUGUGUUACCUGCUCCAUCCAAAAGGUGGCAGCAUAUACUUUGAUCCUGAUCCAGUGGGUCAAACUGGGGAAAAAAUAAUAACAAGGAAUUUAGUUGGAAAUGUCUGUAUCACAGAUGGGGUCAAGUUUUAUCAAGUUGAAUAUAUUUUGCAUUCACUGUUGAAAUGAUUAUGUGUAAUGAGGAGGAAUUUAGUUACCCAGCACAUAAAACAGACGGACAUAAGAAUAUGUUGCGCAAUGUCAGCGAUGAAGCCUAUAUGGAAAAGGAAU